UCCUUAAUUAGCUUUAGCUUCGGCAGUGACAGGGAUCUAACUGUUGCACAAACAGUUGUAAUCAUCGUUACUGUGUGUGGCUUCCUGGUGUCACAAUAAUAAAAAAAAGAUGUUGUUCAGUCCAACAGGUUUCACUGAAUGCUUACGCGAAUGGGAGGAUUUAGAGAAGGACUAUCAGCAGAUACAGGACACGCAUCGUCUCUAUAAACAGAAACUGGAGGAAGUGACCAAACUGCAGGACAGUUGCUCUGCUGCUAUUGCCCGUCAGAGGAAGCAGUUGAAAGAUCUCACAUCAUCACUGGAAGUAUGCAAAGAAAACCAUCCGUCGUCAAAGCUGAGCCAAGAGGAUCUGGAUGCCAUUGUUGAAAUUAAGGACUCCAUCAAAGACAAGACAAACGCUUUCUCUGAGAUGGAAGCUUUCCUGCCAAAGAAAAACGGGUUGUACCUCACACUUGUUCUUGGAAAUGUCAAUGUAACACUACUCAACAAACAAUCCAAAUUUGCCUACAAAGAUGAAUAUGAGAAGUUCAAACUCGUCCUCACAGUCAUCCUCUUUGUCUUCUCCUUUACGUGUCGCUUUUUGCUCAGCUACAGGGUCCUUGAUGCCCUAUUCAACUUCCUGCUGGUCUGGUACUACUGCACGCUCACCAUCCGCGAGAGUAUCCUCAUCAGCAACGGCUCAAAGAUCAAGGGCUGGUGGGUUUUUCAUCACUAUGUGUCAACGUUCCUGUCUGGAGUCAUGCUCACCUGGCCUGAAGGCAAACUUUACCAGAUGUUUAGGAACCAGUUCCUAACAUACUGUCUGUACCAAAUAGGCUUUGUUCAGUUUCUCCAGUACUACUACCAGAGUGGCUGUUUGUACAGACUCAGAGCGUUGGGAGAAAGACACAACAUGGACCUUACAGUUGAGGGUUUCCAGUCUUGGAUGUGGAGAGGCUUGACCUUCCUUCUGCCUUUCUUGUUCUUCGGUCAUUUCUGGCAGCUCUACAACAGCAUAACACUCUUCAGGAUGUUCCAGCUCCCAGAGUGCAAAGAGUGGCAGGUGUUGAUGUGCGGCUGCUCCUACAUGGCGCUCUUCCUGGGAAACUUCUUCACUACGCUCAGAGUGGUUUACCAAAAAUACAACCAGGACAAGUCCAAAUCCUUAUAACACUGGAGAAAUAGACAGGGCAGAAAUACCACAAUUGUCUGAGGAAUGCAAAGAUGGAAACGCAAUACCUCUAAUAAUGUCUCUAGAGCUAUUUAAUUCUGAUUACAGUCCUUUUGGACCAUUGCACUGUCCUUUUUAUUUCAAGUCGUUUUGUGUAAACGACAAUGUGUUGUAUGUUUAGGUUACAGAUAUUAUCAUCUUGGGCAAAUAAUCCAUCAUCAUCUGUGUUGGUUACAGUUGAAUUGUUUCUGAUAAAUAUUUCAUUAUUUGUUAUUGUCUUUCAUAUCAGCCUUACAGACAGUGCUCAAUAAAACACUCCUCUGAACCGACA
Messenger RNA from Betta splendens (Siamese fighting fish), 1481 nucleotides. RefSeq names its product ion channel TACAN-like. The record is from RefSeq and is a predicted model, not a curated record. Gene Ontology annotation, cellular component: membrane. NCBI's taxonomy places the organism in Eukaryota, Metazoa, Chordata, Actinopteri, Anabantiformes, Osphronemidae. Gene Ontology annotation, biological process: fat cell differentiation. The transcript has 12 exons. Bases 110 to 1150 code for a protein of 346 amino acids.